Molecule: messenger RNA, 2478 nt
Organism: Phalaenopsis equestris
Lineage: Eukaryota; Viridiplantae; Streptophyta; Magnoliopsida; Asparagales; Orchidaceae
Product: transcription termination factor MTERF5, chloroplastic
Exons: 7
Coding region: 88-1911 (607 amino acids)
Biological process (GO): regulation of DNA-templated transcription
Molecular function (GO): double-stranded DNA binding
Source: RefSeq, a predicted model, not a curated record
UCCGGACACUAUAGAUCCUUUUCACUAUAGGGAAACGUAAGGGUCUCGGCAUUUCUUCGGAAUUCAUGGGAACUUGAUACGAGAACCAUGCAGGGCGGGGCAAUCCCAGUUGCCUCACUCGGCUUCUUCGAAUCCCGAGUUGCGGGGUGCAGUUUUUCCACAAAUCCAGCGCUUUUCUAUCACCAUUUACACCCCAUCUUGCCCCCUUCUCGGAUUUUCCCAGUACUUGUUCGACCCAGAAGUACGCGUUUCCAAAGCGCGCGGGUGCAGUUUUCUGUCGGCGAAUAUGGCCAUAGCUGGCCAGGGGAGCCUGCUAUGGAGGAAGCACGGGAGGCUAUUAUGGAAAUACUGCGAGAGUAUGGAGCUUCAGAGGAUGAUACGGCGAGGAUCGCUUCGAAUUCGCCUCAGUAUUUGGAUAUGAUCGUGGGGAAUGUUCUCGAGUUGGAUGAGCAUUCGCUAUGGAGUUCGUGGGGUCCGGACGCGGAGGAGGGUGGGGAGGAUAUUGCUUCUCGUACUUUUAGAGAAAAGGUUCGCUGCAUGGCUAAGAGUAAGAGGGAUGGUGGAUUGUUGCCCUUUCUAGAGAGUAUUGGAGUGAGGAAUUCCUCUGCCAUGCUUAUUGCCAGAUAUCUGGUUUCUGAAAAACUUCCCGAUCUCAUUGAUAAGGUUAAAUUUGUGAAAGAAAUGUUAUCCUCAAGCAGUGAAAAUAUUUCAGUGGUCGGAAAGAAUGCUCGACGUAUGAUGAUGCAUUUAUCAAUUUUUGCAGAUGAUGAUAUCCAAGAGACACUAGCAUUUUUUGAAAAGAUGGAGUCUAGAAAUGGAGGUUUGAGCAUGUUGGACCAGGGAGAUACCUAUUUUGCACAUCUUAUUGAAUCUUUCCCAAAGCUACUUUUGUUAUCCAUUGAAAAUCAUUUGAAGCCUUUAGCUGAUUUUCUCUUGCUUGUUGGAGUCCCUAUGGCAAGCAUAAGAAGUGUCCUUUUGUUAUAUCCACCAAUCAUAUUUUAUGAUAUUGAGAAUGAUAUUAAAUCAAGGUUGGAUGUGUUGAAAAAGGCUGGUUUUGAGAAAGAUAUUGGCAAAAUACUUAUCAAGUAUCCAUGGUUUCUUUCAUCCAGUGUUCAGAAGAAUUACGAUAACAUUGUGGAGUUCUUCACUGGAAGAAAGGUUCGUAAGGCAAGUGUUGAUGUUGCAAUUAGAAGUUGGCCCCAUAUAUUAGGAUGUUCAACUCACAGAAUGAACUCAAUUGUUGUGCAAUUUGGUCAGUUAGGUGUUUAUGCUAGGCGGCUUGUUCCAGUUAUUACUUCAAGCCCACAAUUGCUAUUAAGAAGACCGGAUGAGUUUCUUCAGGUAGUUUCUUUUCUGAAACUUUUUGGCUUUGAUGAUAUAACCAUAGGGAGAAUUUUAUGUCGAUGCCCGGAGAUAUUUGCUGCUAAUGUGGAUGACACUUUGCAGAGGAAAGUUAACAUUCUGACUGAUUUUGGUAUUUCUAGAAAAUUUCUUCCUCGUGUUAUUAGAAAAUACCCUGAACUUCUUCUGUUGGAUGUAAACACCAGCUUACUUCCAAGGAUGAGAUAUCUGAUGGAUAUUGGGCUGUCGAAGGAAGAGGUUUCCUCCAUGGUCUCCAGAUUUUCUCCUCUAUUAGGAUACAGUAUUGAAGCUGUUUUCAAACCAAAACUUGAAUUCCUGCAGACAAUUAUGCAGAAGCCUUUAAAGGAGAUUGUGGAAUAUCCACGUUAUUUCAGCUAUAGUCUGGACAAAAAAAUAAAACCAAGAUUCUGGGUACUGAAAAGCCGAAACAUCGCAUGCAGCUUGAAAGAUAUGCUUGGAAAAAACAAUGAAGAAUUUGCUGAGGAGUAUAUGGGAAUUGGAAGAUUAUUAGUCCCACCUGCACCUGUUCCUCCUGAAGUUGAUCAAUAGAGAAAGGAUAUGAGUUUGGCUCAUCUUUCUAGAUUUAAUAUAACGGCUACUUGUUCAAACAAAGCACUGAUGUGUCUAAAGUCGGAGAACAAAGACGACGUGGAAUUUUGUCUCUGGAAGAACAGCACAGGUCAAAUUUAAGCAAUCUCUGAGAGUUAAGAGGAUUUUAUGUGGUCAGAAAUGGAGCGAGUAUUACAUGCGGUAUCUGUAUGUGUGGAUCGGUGUAUUAAGCUGGUAUCCCCGAAAUACUAUCCCAUAUAAUCGGCAAUUAGCUUGUCCGCACGUAAUAUUUUUACAAUAGUUCAUGAGUUUGAGCUUUAAGAGAGCCUGGAGUCAAAAAUGUGUCGUCUCUGCCUCUCUGUUUACAUGCUUUUUAUUUAUGGAACCUUAAUAUAUUUUUUAAAAAAAUUCAAAAUAUAUAUUAAAAUGAUGAAGUUCAGCUGUUUGUAGUGACAGUUUAGAUAGAAUUGUAUCCAAGUCUUUUCAUUAAUGAUAAGAUGGACUCUAGUUAUGAAUUUUUAUGGGCAACUGCUUCAUUACUGUAGCUCUCGACCUCUAGCAAGAUUU